UUAGAGGCCCCCAGUCCCAUUACAAUUCGCCCCAACGUCAUCCCAUCUCUUCUCUUCCUCAUUCUUCUUCCUUAUUCUCAAUCACCACCUGUAGGAACAAAAUAAUGGCGGAGACGGCGGCUGCGAGGAGGAUCUGCGGCGUGUCGGAGAAGGUGCAACUGCACGCGGCCAUGCUUGCGCUGCAGUUCGGCUACGCCGGAUUCCAUGUCGUGUCCCGUGCGGCGCUUAAUAUGGGCAUUAGUAAAUUGGUCUUCGCUGUCUACCGCAACAUCAUCGCUCUGUUACUACUCGUGCCCUUCGCCUACUUCCUUGAGAAGAAGGAUAGGCCUCCUAUCAGUCUCUCCUUCCUCGUUCAAUUCUUCCUCCUUUCGCUCUGUGGAAUCACAGCGAACCAGGGAUUUUAUCUUUUGGGACUGGACAACACCUCUCCGACGUUUGCUUCCGCUAUCCAGAACUCGGUUCCGGCCAUCACGUUUCUCAUGGCCGUAGCCCUCAGGAUAGAGAAGUUAAGAUUGGACCGGCGAGACGGCAUGGCGAAGGUGAUCGGCACGCUAGCCUGCGUAGCCGGCGCAACGGUGAUAACACUGUACAAAGGUCCGACCAUCUUCUCACCGUCGACACACCCACCGCCGGGGCUGUCGGCUGCUGCAACUUCAGCGAUGUCAUUUUCAUCGGCGGCAACUAAUUUAAUGGGAGAGACGAAGGCCGACAAAAACUGGACACUGGGAUGUGUUUAUUUAAUGGGACACUGCCUUUCAUGGUCCGGGUGGCUUGUGCUUCAGGCUCCGGUUCUUAAGAAAUAUCCGGCGAGGUUGUCGGUUACCUCCUACACUUGUUUUUUUGGCGUCAUUCAGUUUAUAGUUAUAGCAGCUUUCGUCGAGCGCAGUGCUCGGGCUUGGGUGUUUCAUUCUGGGACUGAGGUUUUUACCAUUCUCUACGCUGGUUGUGUUGCAUCUGGAAUUGCAUUUGCAAUUCAAAUCUGGUGCAUUGAUAGGGGUGGCCCUGUCUUUGUUGCAGUCUAUCAACCAGUUCAGACCUUUGUUGUAGCUAUAAUGGCUUCCAUUGCUCUAGGAGAAGAAUUCUAUUUGGGAGGUAUUAUUGGUGCUGUCUUCAUCAUCAUCGGCCUUUACCUUGUUCUUUGGGGGAAAAGUGAGGAAAAAUCCAUUGUUGCAAAAGAAGCAAACCAUUUGCUAUCGGCCGCAGAAGAACAUGAUGUCAUAAGACCAUCUGCGCCUGCUGCUUACAAAGCUGCUUCUUUGAACCAGCCUCUGCUGCCAUCAUCAACCUCCGAGAAUGUCUGAGUAUUCAGCAGUGAAUAAAGUGAGCUCAAUCAACUAAAAUGUUAUUUCAAUUAGGGUUUUAGACCUUUGUACUAGUUACUAGCACAAUGCAGUGAUGAGGUAUUAAGCUUGCAUGCGUCUCUUACUUUGUUGAAAGUUGAUGUGAGUGUUUGUUUCUUUUUUGUUGGUUUGUUUGUAUUUUAUUUUUCUCUAUUUUUAUGUGGAUUGCUUCUUAAGUUGAAAGAUGUGAUGGAAGUUCAAAU
Molecule: messenger RNA, 1543 nt
Organism: Phalaenopsis equestris
Lineage: Eukaryota; Viridiplantae; Streptophyta; Magnoliopsida; Asparagales; Orchidaceae
Product: protein WALLS ARE THIN 1
Exons: 6
Coding region: 105-1301 (398 amino acids)
Cellular component (GO): plasma membrane
Molecular function (GO): transmembrane transporter activity
Source: RefSeq, a predicted model, not a curated record